Electrophorus electricus (electric eel) is the source of this 918-nucleotide messenger RNA. The record is from RefSeq and is a predicted model, not a curated record. NCBI's taxonomy places the organism in Eukaryota, Metazoa, Chordata, Actinopteri, Gymnotiformes, Gymnotidae.
UCAGAGGUGCUGAUGAAGGCUGACGAGAUUUGCGGUACCAAAAACCCGACUCCUCACCAGGUGCUGCUGGACACGCGCUUUGAGCUCCCCUUCGACAUCCCAGAAGAGGAGGCACAGUACUGGACCAGAAAGCUUGAACACAUCAACGCCAUCAGGGAACAUGAUGAGUCUCCACUGCAAGAUGAAGCACAAACAAUGCCUUCCAUUCCUUCUCAAUGCUCUCUGAAUGAUCACAACAGCGCCGUGGACGACAGAGACAGUGACUACCGCAGCGAGCCCAACACCCAUCCUCCACGGUACCACACGACCGCCCAGCCCAAUUCCUCAUUACACCAGUACCCUAUGGGCUGUCGGUUGCAUCGUCAAGCUGCAUCUAGCGGUUCCGCGACAGACUCCGUACACAACUAUGGACUUGACUACAGGGAAGGAAUGGGACCUAGUCCAGCGAGCAGCUCUCAGUUUGGGUCAUCUGGUAACCUCAGCCAGGCCACCUCCCAGUUCAGCUCUGAGCCUGAGGAGAGGAGCGAGCCAGCCUCCCGAUCCAGGACACCCACCGGCCCCGGACCGCGGCUGCCCUCAGGUGAAGCAGACAGAGGUGAGGGGGAGGAGCUUGCGAGGGUGGAGAAAGAGACAAAGGAGGGUACCCUGUCUGCCAAGCCAUCCGCUAAUGAGGGGGAGAAGCUGGAGAGUUCUACUGAGGUUGGCCUCCUUCCUCUUACUCCCUCCCGUCUGUGCUGGCUCAAGGCCGUAAAUAAAGUCCAGACACAACUGCAUCAGGUAGGAGAGAAACACCACCCUCUCCACCCUCUGUCGUCUCCGCCCCCUCGCCUCUCCUGGCCGCCGCCCUCUCUGCUCUUGACCGCACCUCCGGUCCUUUUCUGUUACUUGUGGUUUUCUUGCACUCUUGACCCGUCCUAG